Messenger RNA from Aspergillus chevalieri, 1251 nucleotides. It is a transcript of the gene sun1, whose product is annotated as SUN family protein UTH1. Gene Ontology annotation, biological process: fungal-type cell wall organization. Lineage: Eukaryota; Fungi; Ascomycota; Eurotiomycetes; Eurotiales; Aspergillaceae. The record is from RefSeq and is a predicted model, not a curated record. The coding region runs from base 1 to 1251 and encodes 416 amino acids. Gene Ontology annotation, cellular component: cell surface; fungal-type cell wall. The transcript is spliced from 3 exons.
AUGAAGUUGAACUCGAUUGCCCUCACCCUUGCCACGGCCGGCCUGGUCGCAGCCCAGCCCCACGCCCACGGCCACCGUCACCCCCAAAGACGUACUGUCGACACCUCGGGAACCGUCGUCGAGUACGAGCUGAACGGUCAGCGCAUCAGCGCCGAGGAAGUCUGCAAGGGUAUCGCCGACGGUACUCUCUUGUGGGCUGCUGGCGUCGCCCCUCCCGGCGCCUGCCAGAGCUCCAGCAGCAGCGCGACUCCUUCGUCCACUCCCACUCCCACUCCCACCCCCACUCCCUCUGUCGCCCCGGCCGAGUUCCUCCAGACUUCUUCGUCCGCCACUUCUACUCCCACCAGCUCCUCGACCCAGGCUGCUUCCUCGACUCCCGCCGCUAGCAGCUCUAGCAGCUCUUCUUCCUCUGCCACCGGUAUUGAUGUCGACUUCCCCGAUGGGGAGAUCGACUGCAGUACUUUCCCCUCGGACUAUGGCGCUGUUAAGCUCGACUACCACGGCCUUGGCGGUUGGACCGGUGUCCAGAAUGUCACUGCUGAAAGCAACGGUUUGUUGAGAAUCCUCGCGACUCUCCUCACCCGUGAUAGCUGCAUUUCGGGAACCUAUUGUUCGUAUGCCUGUCCCGCUGGCUACCAGAAGUCCCAGUGGCCUACCGAGCCGGGAGCCGAUGGCCAGUCCAUUGGUGGUCUUGAGUGUCGCAACAACAAGCUGUACCUCAGCAACCCCGAGCUCUCCAGGAAACUGUGUAUUCAGGGUACUGGUGGUGUUUACGUUCAGAACAAGGUCGGUAAGCAGGUUGCUGUCUGCCGUACCGACUACCCUGGUACUGAAGCUGAAACCAUUCCUCUGGCCCUUACCGACUCUACCGUUCAGCCAUUGACCUGCCCUGACGGUGCGACGUACUACAAGUGGACGGGCAAGAGCACCUCUGCCCAGUACUACGUUAACCCCAAGGGUACCUCCAUCGAGGAGGGAUGCGUUUGGGGUGACGGCAGCAAGCCUGUCGGUAACUGGGCUCCUAUGAACAUGGGUAUUGGCGAGAACAACGGCAAGUGGCUCUCGCUCUUCCAGAACACCCCGACCACCAACGUCAAGCUCGACUUCUGUGCCAACAUAACGGGUGACCACCUCAGUGGCUCGUGCAGCUACGAGAACGGUCAAUACAUUUCCGAGUCUGGAAGCAACGACUCUGGGUGCACUGUGGAGGUUAUGUCCGGUGAUGCAACCAUCCAGUUCUACGACUGUUAA